CUGAAGCUGUGAGUAUAUCUGUUGAUGGCCGGGCCGGCUCUUUCCUCAGCCAGCGAGAAGAACGACGAACUAGUCAUGUUACUGAACCCAAGUCUGGGGAACAUAGUUCCUAAAAUCACUGAUAACCAAUCGACAAAUCAAGCUAUUAAGGCUAAGAGAGUUGUUGUUCUCAAAGGGAUUGAGAAUGACGUGUGCCGGUCCCCCUCACUCAAGGUUGGUCAAACCAACCUGGAAUGGCAGACCUUUGAUGGCUCUCUCCCCAACGGAGCAGUUUCAAUCUACAACGGAUACGCUGGACGCACCGACUAUGUUUGCAAAUACGGGCGUGAGGCCGGCUUCUACAACCCUGACAAGGGUCCUUACUGCCUCUACCCCUAUGCAGAGAAAGAGCUCAGUGGCUCCCCAUUUGAGAUCCUGGUAAACAAAGACAACUUUGAGUUUUUAGAAUGGAAGGAUGGCUCCUACGGUUCAGUGCCUGAGAAUGCAGUCAAGACCUGUCCCGACAGCGAUGUUUAUAUUGGGAGGAACAAGUAUGGUCUUGGGAAGGUGCACGUUAAACACCAGGCCUUCUUCCUUCCAUGGGAAGGUUCUGAGUAUUGGUACAAGUACUACCAGGUCCUGACCUUUAACAAAGAUGUAAUCAGCGAGGACAUAUCUGAUGUCAAGUAUAAGACUGAUGGGGUUAAAGUCAUUAAGGGUUCUCCAGAGACCUUGCACAUAUCUAUCCUCACCAACAAUGGGUGCCAGUCAGUGAAACGGACAACUGCCCUCUCAAAGACAACCCAAAAAGAGACAAGGUGGGACACCAGCUUUUCACUCACAGUGGGCGCUAAGACUACCAUCACUGCUGGAAUCCCAUUACUUGUUGAAGGAAAAAUCGAGCUACACACAGAAGCGACCUUCGGGUUCACCAAGGGGACCACUCAUACAGAGUCGACCACCCACACUGAUUCUGUUGAGGCCGAAAUACCACCAAACCACUCCUGCCGUGUCAGUAUGGUGGGACAUAGGUACGAGGAAGACAUCCCAUAUACCGCACGCCUCAGCCGCACCUACAGAAAUGGGGAGACCUCAUGGACGUCCAUCUCUGGGACCUACAAAAGCGUCCAAAUGGUAGAAGUCCGGGCUGUGGUGGAUCGCUGUGAACCUAUACCUGAUCCCAAGCCCUGUCCCUUAAAAAAAGAGUAAUGGAAGCGGUUUCAUGAGAUACGACACCUGACAUAUUGUUUGUCCAUAACAUUGUAAUAAAAAGC
Messenger RNA from Sander lucioperca (pikeperch), 1253 nucleotides. RefSeq names its product natterin-3-like. NCBI's taxonomy places the organism in Eukaryota, Metazoa, Chordata, Actinopteri, Perciformes, Percidae. The transcript has 2 exons. The coding region runs from base 25 to 1188 and encodes 387 amino acids. The record is from RefSeq and is a predicted model, not a curated record.